Messenger RNA from Rhododendron vialii, 1890 nucleotides. RefSeq names its product protein NEDD1-like. The coding region runs from base 1271 to 1531 and encodes 86 amino acids. NCBI's taxonomy places the organism in Eukaryota, Viridiplantae, Streptophyta, Magnoliopsida, Ericales, Ericaceae. Gene Ontology annotation, cellular component: kinetochore microtubule. The transcript has 4 exons. Gene Ontology annotation, biological process: regulation of phragmoplast microtubule organization; positive regulation of cytokinesis; regulation of microtubule nucleation. The record is from RefSeq and is a predicted model, not a curated record. Gene Ontology annotation, molecular function: gamma-tubulin complex binding.
UUGUGCAAUUGCUCCUCCCUAUUGUUCGGAAAAAAGUACUUGAUCAAAUCUCCCAAGUCCUCUCAUCUGAACAUUCGUGUUUGCAUGGCCAUAUCAGUAAGUUUAGUUCCCUUGCAUCAGUAGCAAUGAUGUUGCUGGGUUGUUGAGGCGGGAAGGUGACGAUUAACAUUCUGCUGUUGACUUGCCCAACUCCAUAAGCCAGCCUUGUUUGUCAAGUUUAUCAAGGAUAACUCAUUGUAUGUUCUUCCUCGGGCUGUCACAAGUCUGUGUUGGCAAAGAAGCAAACCAGUAAUGGUAAAUGAAAACAACUGCAUAGCUGAGACCGCUCUUCUUGGAGGUGCUCUUGAAGAUUCGAUAGCUAUGCCUGAAUCCACUCACUUCCAUGACACCAUCAAGUGCAUCCAUGUUGAACGCGCUCAUUUGUCUUUAGUGGAAACGCCACUUAAAAGCACUUUGUGGGUUGGUGGAGCUUGGCGAGCUUAAAUGUCUCUCGUACAUAUAAUUUCAAGGAUGAUAUGGAAGUGUUUUUCCCAUUCAUGUAAAUACAGCCAAUUACACACCAUCAGUUAACAAGCUUUUGGAGGGACUGGGAGGGAUUGAAGAAAGAUCAUCUUCUAGUCGAUAAUAAACCUUUUGCAUUGUUUCCUUCAUCUAGCAAGAGAUAUUCCCCUUCAGAGGAAGGACGCAGCGAUCUUCAUUCAAUUUUUGACUGGAAAGCUAGUUCCACUUCCAAACAGGUAGAGAAAUUGCAAGAAGACUUAGAUGCAGAGCCCACACUUUAUGCAGGAGACGCCCGUUCCAUUCCACAGUUGCUGCUGCAUCUUCCAAGCCUGAUGACUCGUCCAUCACCCCUCCAGAAGCUUGGGGUGGGGAGAGAUUAUCCGAUAAAUCCACUCACCACCGCCCACCAGGCAAUUGGCCGUCUUGCUUUGCGAUGUUGAUGUCUACUAGUCUGAUGUCAGGAAUCAGGAUCAAUGUUUUCUGGAUUCCAAGAUCUUGCUUUGUCAAAAAGCCAAACGAGUACGAGCUACCCGACAAGUUCAAGCCUAACCGUGCCAAGUUUACACUCCCGAAACACUUCCUCCUAUCUAGAGACUUCACUUGGAUUCCCAGAGCACGUUCCCUUCAAUUCCACAUCUCUUUCUUCUAAUCCUGAUUGUUUGUGGCCAGCGUUAUCCCCUUGAAGAUAUUCUACUUAUGCUGAGAGGAUAAGUACUAUUUAUCCUUGAGUGAUAGAACAGCAUCUCUUCUUGUGCGUUCACCAAAAACAAUGAAAACGGGAGCUGAAGCAAAGGAUGUAUGUUGGAAUGUAUCACAACCACCGAAAAUCCCAUCUCAAAAUGACGCACAGGAGGGAAGCUCCUUUUCGCUUCACCUGUUUCGACGCGCACUCAAAGAAACUCUAGCUUCCUUUCAAAAAUUGCUUCUUGAAGAUACGAGGAACCUUCAUAUUGAAGUUUUAAGACGGUUCCAUAUGCAGGAGAUGGAAAUGUCGAGCGCGGUGAGCUCAUUUUCAGCUAAACCAAGUUGAGCUUGGGCAGAUGUUCAGUCGUUCCGUUAGGAAAUCCAGCAGCUCCGUCAAUUAGUAUAAUCACGGGCAGAGGCUUACUUUUCUUGUGUCCUUUCACUUCUCUAUUUGGUGUCCGGAUCAUGGAUUUGUGGUGGGAUUUACCAAGGAAAAUUAACUCGGCAAGAAAUUCAAAGAACCCGACGUAGACUAUUCACUUCAUUAUUGCCUUCAACUCUGUACCAUUACCGCAAGCAGAAUUGCAAAUGAGCAAUUGUACCACGACAAGCGAGUAAAGAGGUCUACGAAGAAAAUUGUACACAUAACACGGUUUGUUUGUUUGUUUUUUUAAAAAGCGAUUGCGUACAGAUGAAGCUCGAAUG